UUGGGACGGAGGUAGUAUUACAUAAUUAAUAAAUUUUAAAUAAACUACUCCGUAUAAUAGUACAAAUUUAAAAUAAUUAAACCAUACAUUGAUUCGAUUCCAUACUUCAUACUCCGUAUGAACUAGCAAAUACGGUGAAAGUGUGAAUUAAUCAAAAUAACAGUAUAAAUGUAGAUUUAAAUACGUAGUAAUAAUCAUAGGCAAUGACAUUGUUGUGAUUUUUGCCCACCCCAGUCGCUACACCCCAAGUUAGGGACAUUCUACACUUCCGACACUCCACACACAGCCGCAGGUGAAGACUGAAGAAGUGGGAGGUGAAGAAGCCGCAGGUGAAGAAAGAGGCAGAGAGUUGCCACUUCGCCCAGACUUCCCUCCGGAUAAAUACCGUCACUCGCUGGUGAUCCGCAGGUUGUUUCUUAGCAAUGACUGAUCAAGGCACUGUGGUGACUCAAUCCUUGACUGCCAUGGACUAUGAAUCUGCUGAUCAUAAAAUUGGAGGUUCAAAUACUUCUGAACUGGAGAACAAUGUGGUUCCUGAAACCUCUGUAGAAUAUUCAGCAACACAUACUGCGCCACUUGUGGAUAGAAGUUCUGAUGUAGGUGCGGCUAGGUUUACAGACUCUGCUCAGCAGGAAAUCCCUACUGUCCCUGUACAAGUAGAUGCAUCUCAAGCUACCUCAUUUACUACUUCUCUAAAUGGAAAUAAUAGCGAAGUGAGAGAUGCAGUAUUCACCAGUGUCAUAGAAAAUGGAAUACAAUCAGACAGUAUUCAUGAUUCCGCCACAAUGCAUCAGCCAGUAGGUGAUUCUGCAAUAUCUCAUGAAGAGGAACGAUUAUGGAGCAUUGUGAGAACAAAUUAUCUAGAUUUUGGUGCCUGGACUGCCCUUAUAGAGGAAACUGAGAAAGUAUCAGAGGGGAACAUUGUGAAGAUUCGUAAAGUUUAUGAUACAUUUUUGGCGGAGUUUCCUUUGUGUUAUGGUUACUGGAAGAAGUAUGCAGAUCACGAGGCACGGAUUGGUUGUAUGGAUAAAGUUGUUGAGGUAUACGAGCGAGCAGUUCAAGGAGUGACAUAUUCUGUAGAUAUGUGGUUGCAUUAUUGUGUAUUUGCCAUAAACACAUAUGGAGAUCCUGAAACAAUUAGAAGGGCUGUGUCAUAGUCCAUGUAGUUCUCCAUGAUUUUUUGCUGUUUUUAAUGCACAUGAGGUGCAUCAAAAUACAAUUGCUGCCAAGAAGGUCCAUCCGAUAAGGCUAAGAUGAUCUAUGAGUGCUCUUUCCGAGACCUGGUAUGAUAGUGUUGAGGAAGGUUGUUUGAAAGAGCGUUGGCGUAUGUUGGAACAGACUACCUAUCAUUUCCUUUGUGGGAUAAGUACCUCGAAUAUGAGUAUACACAACAAUCAUGGCCACAUGUUGCCACAAUUUACACACGGGUUCUGGAAAUUCCAAACCAACAAUUGGAUCGCUACUUUGAAGGUUUCAAGGAGCUGGUUGCCAGUAGGCCACUAUCAGAAUUGCAUACUGAUGAAGAAAGGGAAGCAGCAGCAGCAGUUGCUGCCGGUUCUGAUACCACCAAUGUUGAGCAAGUUGAAGGAGAGGUUCAUCCUAAUACAGAGUCUUUGAAGCCUGCAAGUUCAAGCCUAAAGGAUGCAGAGGAGUUGGAGAAAUACAUCUCCAUUAGAGAAGAGAUCUAUAAGAAGGCCAAAGAGUUUGAUUCUAAGAUCAUCGGGUUUGAAACUGCCAUCAGGAGACCCUACUUCCAUGUUCGCACCCUAAAUUCUGCAGAGCUCGAAAAUUGGCACAGUUAUCUUGAUUUCAUUGAAGGAAAUGAUGACUUCAAUAAGGUAUUUGGGACUAUUGUUAUACUGGGUGUUUUUCAGUCUAUGUGGUUAGCUUUUUCCGUCCUCAUUUCGUAUUGACUAACAGUUAAGUAAUAGCUGCACCAUAUGCUUUAUCGGCUAAAUCAUCACAUGAAGCAUCUUUAAAAUGGGAUAUUGAACUUGGAUCACGCAGGAACCAUCCAAUUUGCUUUCUGUCUCUUAUCUUCCUAACCAUGUCAGUCAAGGACGGUCCCUCAUUGAUAAUAGAGGGGCCUCCAUGAUCCGCCCAACGGAGUUGUCAAACUAUAUGAGCGAUGCCUGAUUGCUUGUGCGAAUUAUCCUGAAUAUUGGAUAAGAUAUAUUUUGUGCAUGGAGGCUAGUGGAAGUAUGGAUCUUGCUGAUAAUGCUAUUGCUCGUGCAACUCAAGUUUUUGUGAAGAGACAACCUGAGAUUCACCUCUUCGCUGCUCGAUUUCGAGAACAGCAGGGUGAUAUUCCUGGAGCCCGAGCUGCAUAUCAACUUCUUCACUCUGAAAUUUCACCUGGGCUUUUGGAAGCAACUAUUAAACAUGCCAACAUGGAACAUCGACUUGUACGGAUUUUUAUUUACAUGCUGAGUUUUUGUUUUGUUUUUGCAUAUUGCUUUGUGUAUUUUGUGUUUUAUUUAGACUCUUUAUCUGUAUUGCACGGAAACCUUGAUGAUGCAUGUUCUCUAUAUGAGCAAGCUAUUGCAAUUGAAAAAGCAAAAGAACACUCACAAUCUUUACCUUUACUGUUUGCCCAAUACUCCCGGUUUCUUUACUUGGUUUCUGGCAAAGUGGAAAAAGCUAGAGAAAUCAUUGAUCAGGCAGUUGAAAAUGGAAACUUGUCUAAACCACUACUUGAGGCAAUCAUCCAUUUAGAAUCAAUUCAGCCACAUACAAAGAGAAUCGAUUAUUUGGAUCCCCUAGUUGAUAGAUUCAUUGUUCCUACAAUUGAUGCAUCUACUGUUGCAAGCAUUGAUGAAAGAGAAGAGUUAUCAAGCAUUUAUUUGGAGUUUUUGGACCUUUUUGGGGACACAAAAACUAUCAAGAAAGCUGAUGAUCGACAUGCCAAGCUCUUCUUAUGUAACAGAACCUCUUUGUUAGAGUCAAAGAAGCGUCAUGCAGAUGAUUAUCUGGCUUCUGACAAGACAAAGUUGGCUAAAGCUGGUACCCCAGUUGCUGUAUCAGGAGUGGGGUCAUAUCCUGCUGCUGUGCAGAACCAGUGGCAUGCAGGUUACGGCAUACAGCCCCAAACUUGGCCACAAACAACUCAUGCUCAAGUUCAAGCUCAGCAGUGGAAUCCUGCCUAUACCCAACAAACGGCUGCAUAUAAUGCCUACGGUAGCUACGGAAGUGCUUAUGGAGCUACACAAGUACCUCCUACAUCAGUACCUCAAGCUGCACCUUAUGGAGCUUAUCCUUCAACAUAUCCUUCACAGAAUUAUGCGCAGCCGGCUGUCGCAGCAACUCUAACACCUGUACAGCAGCCAGCGCCUGCAGCAGUUCCUCCUACCAUUUACCAUUGAGGAUAGAGUUUAGAAGUCAGAUUUUGAUGAAUCUCUGAAGAGUGUUGUUUUGGUGUGGUUCAGAGUUGAGUUGACCAGAUCUCUUAGGGACAUGAAAACUAGUACCCUACCAUUUUGUUCAUGGUGGAUGGGCGUUCCCUGUUGACAAUUGUAGACCACUCUGUAGUUUUUAAUGUUAUUAGUUUAUAUUCUAAUGGGAAAAAUAAUUAAAAUACCCCUAACUUUGAAGGGGUGUGAGAUAAACACCCCAAAUUUUCAUAAGUGAUUUAAUACCCCGAACAUUUUACAAAAAGUUAUUUUAACACCAUGAUCAUGUAUUAUUUAUUUCAAAAAUAUAAAUUUAUGGUGUUAAUUGCAUAAUUUAAAAUAGCAAAUUGAAAAUGUUGCAAUUAUAUGGAGUGGAAGGGUUAAUACUAUUUAUUUCAUAAUGUAAGUUUAGAAUGCUAAUUGUAUCUGCAUGAAUGGUAAAAUAUUUGUAAUUAUGAAAUUAACACCAAAAAGUAGCAUUUUUUGAAAGAAAUAAUACAUGAGCAUGGUGCUAAAAUAACUUUUUAUACAAAGUUUGGGGUAUUUAAAUUACAUAUGCAAGUUUGGAGUGCUUACCUCACACCCCUUGAAAGUUUGGGGUAUUUUAAUUAUUUUCCCCUAUUCUAAUUGGCGCGUUACAUUUCUCUCUUUUGAAUUUUGAUAUACUUGUUAAUUUUGUGCCUUACGUUUUGUUUAUGUACCCGAGGAUAUAUUAGUUAUCAUUUAAAGAGUUGGAAAACAUAACUAU
Messenger RNA from Cuscuta epithymum, 4137 nucleotides. NCBI's taxonomy places the organism in Eukaryota, Viridiplantae, Streptophyta, Magnoliopsida, Solanales, Convolvulaceae. The record is from the annotation of a GenBank genome assembly.